This is a messenger RNA of Talaromyces marneffei, 1125 nucleotides long. RefSeq lists its product as uncharacterized. The transcript has a single exon. NCBI's taxonomy places the organism in Eukaryota, Fungi, Ascomycota, Eurotiomycetes, Eurotiales, Trichocomaceae. The record is from RefSeq and is a predicted model, not a curated record. Bases 1 to 1125 code for a protein of 374 amino acids.
AUGUUCCUUCCCAAAUGCCGGUGGGUUUCGCAGCAGUACUGGGACAAUGCAAAUCAGCUUGCUGUCCUGAUGGUACAGAAGGUGAUGAAUACAGAGGAAAUCAGAGAGGGCGGGAUAGACUUAGAGCCAAACCCAGAAUUCGCCCUGCAGGUAUAUAGCACCCUACCCCUCGAUUCUGACCACACUGCUCUUUGUGGGUAUCUGCGUCGAGAGAUCAGUUCCUCUCCAUCUAUGUCGUUUGAAAUCUAUAGCCCCCAGCCGGAUGUCUUCGCCUGCGUGGAGCAUCAAAGACGAGAAAUUGUCUAUCGAAAGACGAAAUCUCUGGGGGAGGGAUUCUUCCCUGGAAUUGCUAAGGCAGUGCCGAACCUCUUAAACCAGCUUCCUCAGGGGUUUCUUUUUGUGAUCACCUCCCACAGCUACCGCGCUGGUGUUUGUGCCCCUGAAUAUGAAGCUGAAACCGGCCCAUUAUGGGUAAAUUUCAAUAGUAGUUUCCCACUCAAGACAAAAGCAGAUGAGCAUUCACGGCUUCUGUCGGUAUCACCCGCUAUAGGCUAUAUCCCUUCGGCAGUUGAAGAGUCGGAUAUCUCUCCUGAAAGGGAAGAAAUCAUGGUGCGGACCUGCCGACAUAUAUCUUGCCCGUUGCACGACCUGAACGACGUACUCAGGCGGAGCCAUAUUAAUGAUGGGGGUUUUGAUUAUGGUUUCGAUGACGAUGAAGGAGACCCAGACUCGUUAAGUCAACCACCAGCGCCGGAGAUUAUCGAGUCAUGGCAGUUAAAGGCCAAUUCAUACUCUCAUGGUGAUUUCUCUAUGCAAUCACCCGUUGAGGGGGCUAUUCUGAUCACACCAAAACCGGCAAACGUAGAGCCGGACUUGCAGUAUGUUAUAUAUGUUUCUUUUGCUCAUACCAGCUCGCAGCUCCUAUCUAUCGCACAGGCAUUUACUGCAUCCAUUAUUGAAACCCUUCCUCGUGGAAAGACAAUCAAAUUUGAAUUUUAUUCAUCUUCUCAGUCUCUAAGUGCUAUCUUGGCAUCACACCGUGAUGUUAUGAAUGCCCGACCAGAGCUGGCCGUGGGCGCUUAUAAUCACGAAAGCCAAACACGGAUCUUCCCGAAGCAUCGCUAG